CAGUCUGGGCUGGGUCUGCUUGCUGCUUACAAGGAGAGGCUCUUUGGUAUACAUGCAGAGAUAACCUGAUCUUUUCCCCUUCUUUUAUCCCUUUUCCCCUUUUGGAGUCUCAUGUCUUUCUUAUAGACAUGAUGGACUUUGUGCAUUUAAGGACUUUUCUAUUUUUGGUGGUCUCCAUUGCUCAGGUUUUGAUUGUUACAUGCCAAGAUGGGACUGAUGGAGAUGAUGGGAGCUGCUCAGCAGAUGGACAAGUGUACCCUAACAAGGACAUUUGGAAGCCAGAACCAUGCCGGAUCUGUGUUUGUGACAACGGUCAGGUCCUCUGUGAUAAUAUCCAGUGUGAAGAGCUGAGCAACUGUGAGAAGAUGUUCAUCCCUGAGGGAGAGUGCUGUCCUAUUUGUCAGAGCCAAACAUCCAGUGGUGGGGGGCAAGGCACUUAUGGUGGGGGUAGAAUCUACAGGGGCCAGAAAGGAGAACCUGGUGAUGUCCCAGUUGUGACGGGUAUUCGAGGUCGUCCUGGACCUAUGGGACCCCCUGGUUCUCCCGGAGAAAGAGGAGCCAGAGGAAACAAAGGACGACCUGGACUCCGAGGCCCUGCAGGUUAUGACGGAGAGCCUGGAGUUCCAGGACAGCCCGGUGAACCUGGACCUCCAGGACAUCCAAGUCACCCAGGAGGCCUUGGGUCGCAGAUGGCUGGUGGGUUUGAUGGAAAAUCAGGACCCCAAAGCAUGUUGAGUGGCUCAAGAGGUGAAGCGGGAGCAAGAGGACCACCAGGGCCAACUGGCUCCCCUGGUCAAUCUGGACCACAAGGACCUCCUGGAGAUGUUGGUGAUCCAGGACAUAUGGGACCAGCAGGGCAAAGAGGACCCGAGGGCCUUCAAGGGAAAUCAGGAGAAGAUGGCGAACCAGGCAAGUCAGGAAAUGCUGGAGAAGUUGGAUUCCCGGGAUCAGCGGGAGCUAGAGGGUUUCCAGGUACACCAGGGCCUCCCGGACUCAAGGGCCACAGAGGGCAUGCAGGGCCACUUGGGCAAAAAGGUGAAACAGGAGCAGUUGGGUCUAAGGGUUCCACAGGCCCCCCUGGUCCAAUGGGUGCACCAGGGCCGAUGGGGCCUGCUGGGAUGCCUGGGGAAAGGGGCCGUUCUGGACCUGGUGGAGCAGCGGGUAAGCGUGGCCUACCCGGUAACAUUGGAAAACCAGGUCCAAUGGGUCCGCUGGGUCUCAGUGGCCCUCCUGGAUAUCCAGGAACACCAGGGAUGAAGGGACAACCUGGUCCCACUGGUGUUCGUGGUCCAGAAGGUCCUCAGGGACAAAGAGGAGAGACCGGACAUCAAGGGAGACCUGGACCAGUUGGCCUCAGGGGACCCAUGGGUACGGAUGGUGGUGUAGGUGCCAAAGGACCAGUGGGAAAUCUUGGUCCACAAGGUCCGGGUGGGCAUCUGGGACCUGCUGGCCCUCCAGGACCUCAAGGAAGCACCGGCCAGCCUGGUAUCAAAGGACAACUGGGAGAUGUUGGUGUGCCGGGAUUUAAAGGAGAGGCUGGACCCAAAGGAGAACAAGGUCCUCCAGGGUCCCAAGGAGUGAUUGGACCCCAGGGUGAGGAAGGGAAGCGGGGGCAUCGUGGAGACCCUGGAACUGUUGGCCCUCCUGGUCCCGUUGGUGAAAGAGGGGCCCCAGGAAAUCGGGGAUUCCCUGGUGCUGAUGGAUUACCCGGACCUAAGGGAGCUCAAGGGGAUCGUGGAAUAUCAGGCCCACCAGGACCAAAAGGUUCUUUAGGGGAUCUUGGCCGUACAGGAGAACCUGGUCUACCAGGUGCAAGGGGUCUUACUGGUACUCCUGGGGUCCAGGGGGCAGAGGGAAAGCCAGGACCACUGGGUGCACCCGGUGAGGAUGGUCGCCCAGGCCCUGCUGGUUCCAUUGGCAACCGAGGACCAGCAGGAACAAUGGGAGUACCUGGCCCCAAGGGAUUUAAUGGUGACCCAGGAAAGACGGGCGAGCAAGGAUCUGCGGGAGUGCCAGGUCAAAGGGGUCCUCCUGGAAAAGAUGGAGAAGUUGGCCCUGCUGGCCCACCAGGACCACCAGGUGUGGCAGGUGACAGAGGAGAACAGGGACCUCCGGGUGUAAAUGGGUUCCAGGGUUUACCAGGAAAUCAAGGCCCACCUGGAGAACCUGGAAAACCAGGUGACCAAGGUAUUCCUGGAGAGCUUGGUGCUGUGGGUCAAAUUGGACCAAGGGGGGAGCGUGGAAUUCCUGGGGAGAGAGGCGAGCUGGGACCAACUGGUCUACAGGGACCUAAAGGGAUCCCCGGAGCACCUGGUCCUGAUGGGCCAAAGGGUAGUCCUGGUCCCCCAGGGGCCCUUGGUGAUGUGGGUCCUCCAGGUCUUCAGGGAAUGCCAGGAGAAAGAGGCAUCUCUGGCCCACCAGGGCCUAAAGGUGACAGAGGGGCCAUUGGAGAGAAAGGAUCAGAGGGUACGCCUGGAAAUGAUGGAGCACGGGGUGCACCUGGUCCUGUUGGCCCCAUAGGACCCGCAGGACCCAGUGGUGAAAAGGGAGAACCUGGACCUAAAGGACCUGCUGGACCUCCGGGAUCAAGAGGAGUACCUGGAGCAAGAGGUGACCCUGGCCCGAUUGGUGCAGUUGGUUUUGCUGGACCACCUGGUCCAGAUGGCCAACCAGGAGUCAAAGGAGAGCCUGGAGAAGCAGGCCAGAAAGGAGAUGCUGGGUCCCCAGGGCCUCAGGGCUUGGCUGGUGCUCAUGGCCCCCCUGGGCCAAUUGGCGUUGCUGGAUUAAAAGGCGGAAGAGGAACACAGGGUGCCCCAGGCCCCACUGGUUUCCCUGGAUCUGCAGGAAGAGUUGGCCCACCAGGCCCAACUGGUCCAGUUGGUGAACCUGGACCACUUGGUGCUCCUGGGAAAGAGGGACCUUCAGGUCUUCGGGGAGACCACGGAUCCCCAGGAAGACAAGGAGAGCGAGGACCACCAGGACCACCGGGAAGCCCAGGAGACAAGGGCGAUUCCGGAGAGGAUGGACCUACGGGUCCUGAUGGUCCUCCAGGCCCAGCAGGAACCACAGGCCAGAGGGGCAUUGUGGGUCUUCCAGGUGUGCGAGGAGAAAGGGGGAUGCCAGGUCUCCCAGGACCAGCAGGUCCACCAGGAAAACAAGGAGCCACAGGAGCAACUGGAGAUAAGGGCCCCCCAGGACCAGUUGGUGUUCCAGGUGCCACCGGACCUCGUGGUGAUCCUGGUCCUGAUGGUCCUGCUGGUUCUGAUGGUCCACCAGGCAAAGAGGGUGUUCUUGGACAGAGGGGUGACAGAGGAGAUCCUGGUCCAGAGGGCUUGGCUGGUCCACAAGGACUUCCUGGUCCCCCGGGUCCUGUUGGCGUAGCUGGAGAUGCCGGAAAAAGGGGACAAGCUGGCUCCAGAGGACCUGUUGGGCCUCCUGGAUCAGCUGGAAAGAGAGGAUUAGUGGGACCCCAAGGACCACGAGGAGAUAAGGGUGACUUGGGUGAUCACGGAGACAGAGGGCAGAAAGGGCAUCGUGGAUUUACUGGUUUGCAGGGUCUUCCUGGACCGCCAGGUACAACAGGUGAACAGGGAGCUUCUGGAAUUAUUGGACCAAACGGUGCUCGGGGGCCACCUGGUCCGAUUGGCCCUCCUGGAAAAGAAGGAUACAUUGGACAGCCAGGGCCAAUGGGACCUCCAGGAACCCGUGGAAUCUCUGGAGAAAUUGGACCGGAGGGCCCUCCAGGAGAACCAGGUCCUCCAGGUCCCCCCGGACCACCAGGACCUCCCGUGGCAGCUAUGGACGAUCUGUUUGGAGGCCCUCACGAUUAUGAAGAUGCACCCCCCCCUCCUCCAGAGUUCAGCGAGGAUGAGGCCCUCCCCAACAGCAACUCCUCCACCGUAGUUCAAGUGGACCCUGGUGUCCAGGCCACCCUGAAAGCCCUGAGCAGCCAGAUUGACAGCAUGAAGAGCCCAGAUGGCAGCAGGAAACAUCCAGCCAGGACCUGUGAUGACCUCAAGAGAUGCUACCCCAUGAAGAAGAGUGGAGAAUACUGGGUGGAUCCAAACCAAGGCAGUGCAGAGGAUGCCAUCAAAGUCUACUGCAACCUGGACACCGGAGAGACCUGCAUCUCAGCCAACCCAUCCAGCAUACCUCGUAAAAAUUGGUGGAGCUCUUCCAGGAACAAACCUGUGUGGUUCGGAGCUGACAUCAACAGAGGAACAUAUUUCACUUAUGGGAACGAAGAUCAGCCAGCAAAUACCAUCACCGUCCAGAUGACCUUCAUCCGCCUGCUAUCUAAAGAAGCCUCUCAGUCCAUCACCUACCACUGCAAGAACUCCGUGGGUUAUAAGGACCAGAAGGCAGGCAACUUGAAGAAGGCCGUGGUCCUCAAAGCUUCCAAUGACUUGGAGCUCAAAGCAGAGGGAAACAACCGCUUCAGAUACACAGUGGUGGAAGACUCCUGCACAAAUGCAAAUGGAAACUGGGGCAAGACAGUGUUUGAGUACAGGACACAGAAAACUGCCAGGCUUCCCAUUUUGGAUAUUGCCCCUGUGGACAUUGGCGGCCCAAAUCAAGAGUUCGGCAUUGAUAUUGGGCCGGUGUGCUUCUUGUAAAAACACCAAGGAGACUCCUGAGACUAUUGAACUGACAGGUGUUCUGAUCAGCCGCAUUGUACAUACAAGUACUGAGGACUGUUCUGGCCCUGUGGCAAGAUAUUUAUUGUGCCUUUCAACUCAGAACACAUCCAAAGAUUUAGUUAGAUGAAUGUUGGGAAUUGACAGAAUCAUUGAUUUUUCUGGUUUCUGGUCCAAAGUUAUUUGUUUUGAAAAAGCAACAGUCCAGAUAAAGAUUGGUCUGUGUAUCUUUCAGCCCCGCCCCCAAAAUCAACAAAAAUGAAAAGCCUAAAUAAUAUCUUGGAUUGUUUUUUUUUGUGAGUAUACUUGUGUCACUGACAACCAAUGGGAAAAUAAUACAUUUUUGAUGAACCAAUGUUUGUAUCCAUUCAUUUCAACUCCACAUGGACCACAUAGAAUAUUCAAGAAAUAUUGAGAUUGACGUUUCCUCCGUGAGCUACCUCGUCACCGAGACUGACAUCCAACGAUACAACAUGGAAAUGUUCUUCCACAGGUGCUGUUUUGUAUAGUAGCAUGACACUAACUACUCCAAGGCAAGGGUCGGGGGGAUGCCAAUAAAGCCAAUCCUUCUGUCUCACGAUGGAAAGAUGAAUACGAUGUUAGUGUGAGUCGUGUGUGUGUGUGAUGCUUUGUAACAUUUAAAUCUCAGUUUCCAAUAUUGAACAGUAAAAAGUCGCAACGAUUAUUCUGUUUUUUUAUGCAUGUCAAUUCUCCCUCUUCAGUAUCCUGGGUCAAUAUAUGCUCUUAAUCAUUUCAUUUAUUUUAUAUAAAAAGGUGGCUGUUUGCUUUGUAUCUCUUGCUAUGCAACAAAUUAAACAAAACGCGUGUUAAUCUCCCAAGCUCUUGUCAUAUUAAUUUAGGAAGGUUUUUUAUUUUUGUCAUUUUGCACACAAAGUGACAACUGUAUUGAUAAGAAAUGUAUUCAGGAAAAUAGUUUGACUUUCUUUUUGUAACUUGAACUGUUGAAUGUGCCCUCAUUGUAUUGUGGUCAUCUGGUGCUUAUUCAAGUAUAUUUAUUAUAGUUUGUUUUUUUAAAACACAUUUGUUAGGCUUGGCUGCCUGCUAAAUCCCAGGCAGAAGGGAAAAGGAGAAAAGAGGACACCAUUUUUCACACUGGAUGCAUUUGAGUUUCAUCCGUUGAAAUAAACAUUGCAACUACU
Messenger RNA from Doryrhamphus excisus (bluestripe pipefish), 5797 nucleotides. It is a transcript of the gene col5a2a, whose product is annotated as collagen, type V, alpha 2a. Gene Ontology annotation, molecular function: protein binding; extracellular matrix structural constituent conferring tensile strength. Lineage: Eukaryota; Metazoa; Chordata; Actinopteri; Syngnathiformes; Syngnathidae. Gene Ontology annotation, biological process: extracellular matrix organization. The record is from RefSeq and is a predicted model, not a curated record. Gene Ontology annotation, cellular component: collagen type V trimer.